AAGGGUUAGGCCUUCCGGCGUGGUUGUGUUUAAUGGGCUGUGAUAUGGGUGAGUGUUGAGGAUGCGGGCGAGUCAGCGGCGUCCGGAAUUUACCGGGCUGCCAGAUGAUUAUGGUGCUGGCUGCCUGAUUUAGCAGUGCUGUCACCAGCUGCCAGAAAACGUCAAAACAUUUGCUUCCUAAGUAACUUUUGGCGCAGCGUUGCAUAAGGCCCGAGCUUCCUAAUAUAAAGUUGACUAGAAAGGCUUAAGCAAGUAUACAUUUGGCUUGGUCGUGAAGUUGGUGCAAGUAAUGAACCCUUUCUGGAUCAUGUCUACAAGUUCUACUCGUAAGAAAUCUGACAGUGAAGAAAGGAGUGUAUCCGGUGAACAGAAGACUAGUCCUCCACGGUCUUCAGCAUCUAAAAAACAGUUGCCCUCGAUACCAAAAAAUGCUGUUCCUGUAACUAAACCUAUUUCUCCUAUCACAUCUACGCAGUCAACAAAUGGAACACAUGCUUCAUAUGGUCCAUUUUACCUAGAAUAUUCUCUCCUUGCUGAAUUUACCUUAGUUGUAAAGCAGAAGUUGCCUGGUAUCUAUAUACAACCUUCAUAUGGAUCUGCAUUAAUGUGGUUUGGAGUAAUUUUCAUCAGGCAUGGGUUGUACCAGGAUGGUGUGUUUAAAUUUACUAUUUACAUCCCUGAUAAUUAUCCAGAUGGAGAGUGUCCUCGUUUGAUGUUUGAUAUACCAGUCUUCCACCCACUAGUGGAUCCAUCGACAGGAGAAUUGGAUGUAAAAAGAGCAUUCACAAAAUGGAGGCGAAAUUAUAACCACAUCUGGCAGGUGUUGAUGUUUGCCCGUCGAGUGUUCUACAAGAUUGAUAUCUUUAAUCCCUCGAAUCCUGAAGCUGCAGUACUAUACGAAAAGGACAUACAUUUAUUCAAAAGCAAAGUAGUUGAUAGUGUGAAACUAUGCAACAGUCAUCUCUUUGAUCAACCCAAAAUGGAUGACCCCUAUGCAAUUAGCUUUUCACCCUGGAAUCCAGCAGUACAUGAAGAAGCCAGAGAGAAGAUGUUGACCCAAAAGAGAAAACCUGAAGAUCAGAACAAAAGCGUGCAUGUGUCUGGUCUUUCCUGGGUAAAACCUGGUUCGACACAACCUUUCAGCAAGGAUGAAAACACCGCACAAACCUAGUACAUCUUAUCAACGGCACAAGAGGCACUUUCUGUCUGAGGCAUAAUGGACCAGGUCAACUGAGAUAUAAUAUUUUUUUUCCCCGUGUUGGUUCAGAUGUUGGACUUUGUUUUAGCGGCAACGGUUUAAAAACAAAAUGCGGGCGAUGGUGUUCCUUGCGCAUAAAUUAUAAAGAUUUUAAACUUUUGUUUAAAUUCCACUUUUAACAAAGUUUGUUAAAACUUGCAUUUUGGAGACCUCUACUACCUAGGUAAUCUUGGCAAUACAACUAUUAAUUAUGUUGGGGUGGUUAACUGAAUUGCGUGGUUCUUUCAUAAAGAUGUCACCAUUUUUGUAAUACUGCCAUUAUUAUGUAGAAAUGUUUUUCAUGUUUCGGGACUGGCCACUAGAGUUUUAAGAUUUUGAGUUUAGACAUUCAGUAAUCAUCCAGAUCAACUAUAUUUUACAUAGCGUAUGACUAUUUGCAGUUUUCAUAAAAUCACGGUUGAGUUUUCUAAUGUAAAUAUUAGCAUAUAUAUUUUGUAAAUAGCAUUUUUGACCCUAUAGUUAGCACUUUGAGAUGAAAUGGUGCUGAAAGUGACAUCAGUUCAUUGGACGUGUAUUUGAGUAGGUUAAUCUGUUAAAGAAACAGUGCAUUCAGUGGGGCCCCAAGCUUUGUAAUUUUGGUGAUCUUUAUAUAGUGUGUCUGAACCAGUUCAAAGAAGAAUAUUUCCUAGACAUUCAUGUUAUAAUUAUCUUGUGCAAUCAAGCAGCACAUUGUGUAAUAAAAGUGCUGUUUACUUGUGGUGGGGUCUAUUAAAAGGUGAAAUAGCUGCAGACCAACAAACUGAUGUCAUUAUGGCUUAACUUUAAAAUAAAAACAAACUAAAACUGCUGAUUACUUUUUAAUGUGUGUGUGUGUAUGUAUGUACAUGGGCACACGAGUAACUACUUUUGGUAUAUGCUGUCUCUUUCCAUUUGAAGACUGUUGGCUUUGAUUGCCACUAGUGAUAGUAUUAGUUAUUUUUGAUAAAAUGCCUACUUGCAUUACAGUAUGUGUAUUUACCACCAGAUGGCACUGUGUUGCAAAUUCGUUAGCUUUGGCUUCGGCACUUACACACUCAGCUGUUAACCUUGUAUGUUAAUCUCUUUUGAGCUUUUUGUUUGUGGGUUUUUCUUUCUCUAACCUGCUCUGCUUCUCUCUGAUCACAUUUUUCUAUCUUCCUGCAUUGAACAGUAAUUAGCUUGUGUCCUACAGUGAUUCUACCAUCGCCAUCUCUAGUCUUGUAACUUGUGUUUUUUUUGUGCUAUGUCACUUCCACCAAUUUAAAAAGUAGAUUAUUUCCAGUCCUUCAAUUUCCCCCUCCCACCCCCACUGAAUAUCCUUUUAAUUCAAACAAAUAUGAAGGGUUUGAAAAAGAAUUAGCCAAAAUCACAUUCAUGAUUCUGCUUUUCCUCCCUAGCGUUUUACUUCUCUGUUGUGUUUUUGUCUGAUAUUAUCUGCUGUCAUCCAUCCAGGAAUUUGAUCUGAACUCCAUGUGCAAUGUGAUAGGAGUUUAGCCACUAUUUGAGCUAAUGGAUACCUUCACACAAAAUAAAACUAUAAGUUUGUAAUUAAACUACUAUAUAAAAUGGCAGUGGUUUUGAAAAUCUAAGUGAUGCCCUACACCCUGUGUUUUUGAUACCUGAAUUAAUGUAAGUAUUUGUCCAAGAAAUACUAAAUGUGGAUAAUGAGUUUGAGUUUCUAAAAAAAACACAAUAUAGAUUUUAUAAUGGCAUUUACUAUAACUCAAGUUACAUGUACAAACUGGUCUUCAAGAGCAAUAUGAGCAUUGGCUGCUUUCAGUAUGCUGUAGAAUCUUGAAUUAACAAGGUCUUAAGAUUAUAAGAAAUAGACAGGAGUCAACUAUUUGGUCCUUAUGUGCCUGCUUCCACUAUUCGUUGUUGUUACCAAUCUUUUAUAAUGGCAUGAUUCUCUUACUAAUCCCAUAUCCCUGGAUUCCAUUAAUAUUUAGUAAUUAGUCAGUGCCUUGAAUGCCGAAGAUGCAAGCAGCAGGAUGUUUGCUGUUUUGCGCACCCCACCCCCUCCCCAACUCCACAAGCACGUUCUAUAAGCAUUGGAAAGAAAAAUGUUCACUAGCCACUUGCAUCUAAAAACCACAUCUAUCCUAAUGUCCUGAAUGAUCUCUAAAUUGAUGAAAAAGAAGUGCAGCUUAUUUAUUGCAACUUUUGAAGAUCCUCCAAACACCAGCAGGAUUUUUAUUUCCCUAACCAGUGUUUACAAUGGGGAAUCAAAUUUCUUUUCUAUGGAAUCCAAAGUCUUGUAUUUUCAGUUAAACUAAAUAAGCUCUAGCAUAAUCAGAAAUGAGUAUUGUGAAUGCUUUUAAAAGUUUGACUGCAAUAUAACAGAAAAUGGCAGAGGUUCAGAUGGCUCACUGUCUGAAAGAGCAGGGAUGGCUUAAAUCAAUCAGCAAUGAAGAACCAAAUAAAACUGCACUUAAGGUUUGGUUUUUAAACACUGGAUUUCUUUUGCCUCAAAGAUCACUCAACUUCAUAGAAAUGUUACUUUUAAAUAUAGUAAUAGUCAUGAGUUUUCAUUCAGUUAUAAAAUUAUAUUUGCUUAUUCCUAAAUCAAUUUCCUGAAUUAUAAAUUAUGGGCAGUAACCAAAACAGACUCUCAUGCCAACAUUCAAGUUGAGACAUGGAUUUAAAAAAAAAUGUUGGUGCAGGUGUCUUCUAAAAGACUAAUUUCCAUCAACUUUUACGGAAAUAGAAAAACAAAUUCUAGUAACCUGUUCUAAGAUGUGUGAUGUGACUGCUUGAUCAUAAACCAUUUUCUAAAUUAGUAACAGAAAUUAUUUUAUAAAAGGAUGUAGACACAUACAAAUGUUAAAUCAUCAGAUUUCACAACUUUUACAGAGAAACAACACAAAACAUUUUCUUUAACGAAUCAGUUAUAAUUUAAAUACUUCUGCAGAUUAAUAAGCUUUAAAACAAGUUGUUUUUUGACACACUUGCGGGGUCCCUGUUUAAAAUAAGAAUUGUAGUAAUUCCCAUUGUUAUCUGGACUGAACUCACUUACUGCAAACUACAAUACAAUAAACACCAUAACCACUUAACUAAAAUGAUAUCCUAAAUCAAUUAUCCCUUAAUCUUUUAAAAAUUUUAUGUAAAGUUGUUUUUAAUUGAGAAAUUGUGUUCAAGGACUGGUAUUAAAAUGUAAACCCAUCUAGCCAAAAUUUUACUAUAGGCUUUUUGCAUUGCUUUAAAAACCACCUUUGGGUAUUGGCUAUUUGAGGCUUUCUUUUUGUCUUUGAGUGCACGUUGAUGUUUUCAACUGAUCUGAGCAACAUGGUGAAUCUGCAGUGUCAAUGGUGCCCAAUAAAAUCUGGAUGCUUUAAUCCCAACCUAUAUUUUCUGCACUCAUGAUACAGCAAUAAAGAUUGUAUAUUUUCCUAUUUAGUAUCUCCUUUCACCAAUUGAAGAAUAUGACUAAUACAGAUUGCUUUCUUGCACGCCAAAAUAUUUACAUCUGGUUGAGAUUUGUAUUACCAAGGCAUGGUGAAUGAAGCUGACAGGAAUACAUAAGAACUGAAUUAAGUUCUUGUGAAUCUGAUUUCUUUGAACCAUUAAAGAAUUGAUGACAGCCCUUUCUCUUCUACUAAAACUCUAUUUUAUGCUAAGUAAAGAAUAAGGUAGAAUACAUACUACUCAAACACUGAGGACAAAAUAGCUGCAAAGUAUCAUGGAAAACUGACACUUCUACUGAAUGUUAAGGCAGGUGAUUGGAAGUAAUAGCAUACUCUUCCUAAUCAAGAGAAAGUCUGCAGAUGCUGGAAAUCCAAGCAACACAAAGUGUUGAAGGAACUCAGCAGGCCAGGCAGCAUCUAUGGAAAACUAUGCAGUCGACAUUUUGAGUCAAGUCCAUUCAUCAGGACUUGAAGGAUCUUGGCCCAAAACAUUGACUGUACUCUUUUCCAUAGAUGCUACCUGGCCUGCAGAGUUCUCCCAGCAUUUUGUGUGUGUUACCAUACACUUCCUGCUCAGUCUACUGAUUUGUUCCAGGUAAGAGACUCUGAAAUCUAUCUACCAAGGACAUUUAAGAUGUUUGUUAAAAGUUUAAAUAACUCCUCUUAUUUUUUGUAAGUAAAUUUAAUUAUAACAAAUUUAAUGUCAUGUCAAUGUCCAAAAGUUUGUAUAUGGGGUUUACUAAAGUUAGCAACCAUAUUACCAUAUUAAUCUGUCCUAUUGGAUGCAUACUGUGCUUCAUAGUAAUUGCUUGUUAAUUUGAAAGAACAGUAGAAUUAAUUGUAAAGUAUAAAUGGGAAUUGAAUGGCUGACAUCAGAUUGUAACAGCUAUUGACUGAAGUAACACACAAAAUGCUGGAGGAAUCCAACCGGUUAGGCAGCAUCUGUGGAAGUGAAUAAACUGUUGACUUUUCAGUCUGAGAUCCUUUGAGUAUCUGCUGUGGUCUUUUUGUGCUCUGACUGGUGUGAGAUCACGUUUUGUUUUUCUUUAGUUACAGAACAAUUCAACUGCAUUGACUAAGUUAGAAAAUAACUUGUGGCAAUAGAUGUGUGAUUUAUGAGGCAUUUCAGAUCAGAUGAGCAAAACAUUUGCAGUAGAUUAGGGUCUGUUAUAAGCAGUCUAUUAAGUGAGCAAAGGGGUGAUUAAAAAGAUUUGGUUCUGAAUCUGAUUGCAUAUUCCACAAGCUAAUAGCAGAUGCUGACAGAAUUUAUGUACGCAUACUUACAGCGUUCAUUACUACUGAGUGGUAACCAAUCCAAACAAGUAGCAAUGCACGUUUCUCUAAAGGUGGGGUAAGUGUUGCACAAAUGCUCCUUUGUCAGUUUGUUUAAUUCUCAGGAUCAAUUUGGUGAUCCAGAAGCAAAGUGUAGGGUCUGGAUAUAUCAAUUGAUUCUUUGAAUUGUGUUUUGAAAAAUCUCGAUAUCCUUGAGCUAUGGGAUGCUGUUUAAAUUCCUGACCUAUAGCCCUCAUGACUGAUCAGCCCUCUGGAGAGUGCAGGUAAUAUUGAAAAAGAACCACUGAGGAUUUGGAGAAGAGAUUGCAGCUGCUGGAAUCUGGAACAACACAAAGCACUGGAGGAACUUAACCCGACAUACUGACUGCUCAUUCUCCCUCU
Mobula hypostoma (lesser devil ray) is the source of this 6294-nucleotide messenger RNA. RefSeq names its product akt interacting protein (gene aktip). NCBI's taxonomy places the organism in Eukaryota, Metazoa, Chordata, Chondrichthyes, Myliobatiformes, Myliobatidae. The transcript has 11 exons. The coding region runs from base 290 to 1171 and encodes 293 amino acids. The record is from RefSeq and is a predicted model, not a curated record.